GACAUUGCUCCUAUCCCUAUGAUGAUCCUCGACCAAGAAUGUUUUAUUAUGGAGAAUCAAAUAUUCCAAUUGGGCCAAUGGAACAUUAUACGCUCGCACCAAAUGAUAUUGGUUUUAUCAGAAUAUCAAACCCAGAUAACAUGCUGAAACCAAAUAUACAGAAUACCCCUACAGGUGCACAUAUAGAGUACUUUAUUAUAGGAAGCAUUGAAAUAAUUAAUUCUGGUGUUCAUAUAUGUAAGGCGGGUACUGCAACUAGUGUUACUUGCGGUCGUGUGAAAGCACUUAAUGUAAACGUUGGAAGUCAAACAGGUGUUAAAGUAGGUCUCAUAGCAGCAUCCGUAUUCUCUGGUCCUAAAGAUAGUGGCGGAUCUAUGUUUCAUUACGUUUACA
Racocetra persica is the source of this 393-nucleotide messenger RNA. The record is from the annotation of a GenBank genome assembly. Lineage: Eukaryota; Fungi; Glomeromycota; Glomeromycetes; Diversisporales; Gigasporaceae.